This is a messenger RNA of Neltuma alba, 1533 nucleotides long. RefSeq lists its product as uncharacterized. NCBI's taxonomy places the organism in Eukaryota, Viridiplantae, Streptophyta, Magnoliopsida, Fabales, Fabaceae. The transcript has a single exon. The record is from RefSeq and is a predicted model, not a curated record. Bases 57 to 1520 code for a protein of 487 amino acids.
UGUGUGCAUAUAUAUAUAUAUAUAUUCUGAAUUAGAUUCUUCAAGUCAAUCAAUCAAUGGAGGAGACGAGGAAGUUCGUGUGCAAGUUCUGCAACAAGAGAUUCCCCAGUGGGAAGUCUCUGGGUGGUCACAUUAGAACCCAUAUGAAUCAACAUUCAAGCAAUAAGGCCAUUGCUGAUUCUAGAAAGCUCGAAAGCAAUGAUGUUGAUGAUGCUGAGAGAAAGAAGAGGAGGAAGAGAGAUUUAAGCUCAUCAGAUUAUGGCCUCAGAGAGAAUCCCAGAAAAACGAAGAGGUUUGUUCAUAAUCAUCCCUUCUUCACUUUACAUCAUAAGGAGAAGUUCUGCAGAGAAUGUGGGAAAGGAUUUUCUUCUUUGAAAGCUCUAUGUGGUCACAUGGCGUGUCACACUGAAAAAGUAGAGAAGCAGAAAUUUGCAACGAUGGAUGAAGCUCAAUCUGAUGCUGAAACUUCUGAUCCAGAUGAUUUGAAGAGAACAAGGUUCAUGACCCUUAACAAUAAUAACCCAACUUCUUCUGCGUCGGGGGUUGAACAAGAAGAAGAAGGAGUAGAAGAGGUGGCUACUUGCUUGAUAUUGUUGUCCAAGGGUUUUUAUAGCCACAAAGGUCGUUUUGAUUUGGACAAAGAGUCUAAUUCUGAUAACUAUUCUGCAAUUUUAGCGGGCAAAGCCAAAUCACACUCUGUUGAUGCCAGAAUUGGUGUAGAUGAUGCUCAGAAUAAGGUUAAGAACUCUGUUUAUAAUGCUUCUGAGAUUGUGAAGGUGGGAAAGGACAAGAUGAAGCUGAAGUUUUCAGAUUCUGGGUAUUCCAGAUAUGGUUCAAAAAAGGAAGAUUCAAAUGUUUCGAUUCAUGGGGUUUUCAGGAAUGAUGUUUUUAAUCGACCAAAAGUGGAAGAUGGGUAUGGAUUUAAGGAUUAUGAUGAUGUCUUUGAUGAACCGAGGAAGAUGAUGAUCAACAACAGAUGCUACAGGAGCAGAAACGAUGAGUCCAAAAAACUAGUGUUGGGAAAUUCAGACAAAUUCGAUUAUUCAUUUAACAGUGCCAAACAAGAGUAUCCUGGUAACAAUUUGGAUGAUCAAGUUUCCUACAAGAAGAAGAAGAAAACUAGUUUUCCUAAUCAUGAAGUCUACAACAAAGACUCAUAUGACUCAGAAUCAUCAUAUGCUAGUGCUGAGAAAAGCACAGACAGUACUGAUUCUGAUUCUUUUCCUUGUUCUUAUCAGAAGCCUAAGAGCAGUAACAAGGCCAAGAAGAAAGUGAUGAAGAAGUCAAAGAAAACAAAGGAGCAUGAGUGCCCAAUCUGCAACAGAACUUUUAGGUCAGGCCAGGCCUUGGGAGGUCACAAAAGGUCCCAUUUCGUAGGUGGAUUUGAAGAAAACAACAACAGUGGAUUAAUAGUCCGACAAGAAUCUUUGUCUCCUUCUGGUUCUCCUUCUCCUUCUCCUGCUCCUGCUGUUGUUCCUUGCCUGAUUGAUCUUAAUCUACCUGCUCCUCCUGACGAAUAGGGUAAUUUUUCAU